Brachypodium distachyon (stiff brome) is the source of this 2281-nucleotide messenger RNA. Its product is annotated as probable mediator of RNA polymerase II transcription subunit 19b. Gene Ontology annotation, cellular component: mediator complex. The transcript is spliced from 6 exons. Gene Ontology annotation, biological process: positive regulation of transcription by RNA polymerase II. Lineage: Eukaryota; Viridiplantae; Streptophyta; Magnoliopsida; Poales; Poaceae. The coding region runs from base 329 to 946 and encodes 205 amino acids. Gene Ontology annotation, molecular function: transcription coregulator activity; transcription factor binding. The record is from RefSeq and is a predicted model, not a curated record.
CUUCCCUCGGUCCCUUUCUUCUCCCCGCUCCGCUUGUUCGUUCGUUCGACACACUAGCAGCCGGCGACGCCGCUUGCUCCGCCGAACGAAUCCCCCUCUAGCCCGGCGAUCGGCCUCCCUCCUCCGGCGAACGAACGCCCCGUCACUCCCUCGCCGCCGGAUCGACGGCCGCCUGCCCGUCCGCCCAUACUCGGCAUCCGACCCUGUCGGUCCUCGGCAGCAGAUCUGCACCCGCGGCGGCGACGCACCCCCACCCACACCCCGGCGUUCCUCUCCCUGGCCACAUCCAUGGUGAAGAUGAAUUGUGUGUAGCUAAAGCUUCUGUCUGAUGGAUCCUGAUGGCAAGAAGUUUGGCACAGGGCCUAGGGAGCUCACUGGUGCUGUUGAUUUAAUAAGCCAGUACAAGCUGCAACCUCAUCAUGAUUUCUUUUGCAAGAGGCCUUUGCCACUGGCAAUCUCAGAUACACAUUAUCUUCACAAUGUUGUGGGGGACACUGAAAUACGAAAAGGAGAAGGAAUGGAGCUAGAUCAACUCAUUCAGAAUGCAUACCUGAGGGAUAAACCUGCUUAUAUUCAGCCCUUUGACAUGGAAACGCUGGGGCAAGCGUUUCAGCUUCGAGAAACAGCCCCAGUAGAUUUACCCUCUGCUGAAAAAGGUGUACCGACUAUUUCGGGUAAAUCGAAAAGUGAGUCCAAGGACAAAGAGAAAAAACAUAAAAAGCACAAAGACAGAGAUAAAGACAAAGAACAUAAGAAGCACAAACAUCGACAUAAAGAUCGUUCAAAGGACAAGGACAAAGACAAGGAUAAGAAAAAGGAUAAAAGUGGCCAUCAUGAGAAGAAGAGGAAGCAUGAGGGGAUGGAGGAUUCAGUGGAUUUGCAUAAGCAUAAGAAAAGCAAGCAUAAGAGUUCCAAAAUCGAUGAGAUGGGUAAUGGACUUAGUUAGCUGCACUUUUCUUACUUCUAUUGUCAAUCCAUGUCGUAUGUUGUUAAAAGAAGGCUCAGAAGGUUUCUGUCAUCAGGACCCACUGCAGAUCAAUGGUAUAUGCUUCUUGAACUUCUAUCUACCUGUUGGGUUUAAUUUUUCUCCCUAGACUUUCCUUGGUUCUAGUUCUAGGAAUGGAUCAUGGAUGCAUGAUUUGGUUUCUCGUGUUACUUCCCUCAAUUCUUUGCACCUUUUGGUGAAAACCUUCUGCUGAAAACUUUUCAGAUAGAGCUGCAUUCUUAGUUUGUGCCGUUUAAGGUAAUUCAAGAGGUUAUUUUUGUUUGUUUACUUUUUGGGGCUUAAAUGAUGAAUACUUUAAACUAACUAUGGAGUUAUUAGUCAAUGAAGACUUGAAGAGAAUAGGACCUUUUGCCUGCCAUCCCAAAGAUUAGUCUCAUUUGAUUUUUAUCUGCAUUUCUAGAAUAUGUGAUCUUGGGCACAGCUGCUCUGAUUUUUUUUCCCCGUCAACAAUCAACUUUGGACUUAUACUGAUUCCUUUCUUCAUUCUCACUGUUAACUUGGUUUUUUUUGGCAUGACCUGGUUCGGUCUGCCUUGCACCAUAAUGUAGUUGUUUUCUGUUUAAAUUUAUACUGCACUUGGAGCAUAACACAUGGUGAUUAAUUUGAAAUUAAUGGCGUAUUCUAAAAUAUACUUGCAGUUCUCUCAGUGAUGUUUCUUUGGAAGUAUAUUAUGUGAUUUGCAAGUAUCUAAGCACAUGUAUAACCAUUGAUACUGCCAUGUUGAGUUGUGGACACAAAUCUCCUAAUUGAGAGCAACAUUUGCAAACAAGUAUAGGCUUAUUCUUUUUGCAUCUGCGCUAAUCUAAUUCUUACUUUCAUGUGGAUGAUGCAGAUAUCAUGAAUGGCUAUUGAUUCGAAGGUGCUUAAGAUGAACGCCUGUUACCUGCUAAUUAUGUUGUUCUUGCAGUGUGGAUCCUGGGGAAAAUGUAACUUGUAACAGGGGACAAACCCAUUGUAUUUUGCAACCUGUCCCUAACUAACUAAUAGGACUCCUUGUAGGAACAUUUAGAUAGGGCUUCUAAUACCUUUUUUUCUUCUUCUUAAGACUAGACAUCUGGGUAGUUUUUAAAUGAGGUAGUUUUUGAAGCAUAUUAUUCCUAACCAGGCUUCUGGUCCAAAUCAUUGGUGUAGCAUGGGAUAGUGGAUUAGUGGUAGAAAGAUACUUGCAUGUGGAAACUAAACUCUGUUUCGCGUACCGGUCAGGAAAUUAAUUGAUUCAGCAACAUGAGUAAUCAUGUUUAUUUCGAGUAACAAGAAUGAUCUCUUUGUUCUAAA